AUGCUCCGCAACUGCGAGGAGGUUUGUGAGCAGUAUCCUGAUUUUGGCCGACGUAUUCGACGCGCCCGUGCCUUUCUCGAUGUUUUCAAUCAUGAUGUUGUUCCGUCGCUUGGUGCUAGUGCAGUAUCUGACUACAAGUCUAGCUUUGUCGUUGAGGACAUCUUGAGCAAGCUUAAGGAGUCCAAGAUCGCCACCACUUACGAUGCAAAAUGUGAAGAGCGCAGUUUCGAGCCACUCCGAGCUAUUGUGAAACGUCUUAAGGAAUCGGCCAAGAUCACCGCAGUGUUACCUUGCAACAAUCCUGCGAAGGAUUUCAACCCAAAGAUCAGUAAUACGUAG
Penicillium soppii is the source of this 339-nucleotide messenger RNA. Its product is annotated as chaperonin 10-like protein. The record is from RefSeq and is a predicted model, not a curated record. Lineage: Eukaryota; Fungi; Ascomycota; Eurotiomycetes; Eurotiales; Aspergillaceae. The transcript has 2 exons. Bases 1 to 339 code for a protein of 112 amino acids.